This is a messenger RNA of Gilbertella persicaria, 545 nucleotides long. RefSeq names its product histone-fold-containing protein. Bases 1 to 516 code for a protein of 171 amino acids. The transcript is spliced from 3 exons. Gene Ontology annotation, cellular component: CHRAC; nucleus. The record is from RefSeq and is a predicted model, not a curated record. Lineage: Eukaryota; Fungi; Mucoromycota; Mucoromycetes; Mucorales; Choanephoraceae. Gene Ontology annotation, molecular function: protein heterodimerization activity.
AUGUCUUCUGAAGCAACACCUGUCAAUACACAAGAAACAACACCUCGUUCACAAAAACAAUUGCCUGAAAGAAAGCCAGGUAAUACAAUGUUACCUCUAGCUCGAGUGAAGCGUGUGAUAAAGGAAGAUAAAGAUGUCUCGUUGAUCAACGCUGAAGCCACUUUUUGUAUUGCCUAUGCUACAGAAUUAUUUAUGGAAUAUCUCGUUACUGAAGCCUUUAAUAAAGCUAAAAAAGAAAAAAGAAAGACAGUCUAUUAUAAGGAUUUAGCAAGCACAGUCAAGGAAAUUGAACCAUUUGAAUUCUUGGAUGAUGUUAUACCUACCACCAUGACACUUAAACAAGCAAUUGAAAAGCGUAAACAAGCAUUAAAUGACGAUGCACCUUCAAUACCGCCUUCAAAAAAGUUAAAGACAUCUGAACAAACAACCGAAGAAGAUAAACCCAUUGAACAAACUGAAGAAGAAGACGAAGAAGACGAAGAAGAUACAGUCAUGGAAGAUCCAAAGCAUGAAUAAAAAGAAAUGCAUAAACUCUUAACCAAGUU